CUCUCGGAGCCCGACCGGAGUGGGAACUGACGCGCCCCAGCCUUUGUCAAGCGGGAUAGGCGGGAGGAGGGGAGGGGGUGCGAGGAGGCUCUUGCGGGAACAAUCCCGGGUGAGUGAGACAGAUGCCAGGAGGAAGCGCGAUCCGGGAUGAAAGUUGCGGGUGGCGCUGGGGAUGCGCGCACGCUUGCGCUUGCAAAGGAGGGAAUUGGCACGCGUUGCGCGCGGCGGAGAGGGGCGCAGAAGAGCAAGGGAGAUGGUUUUCUUUUGUGAUUAUUUCCACGCUAGAGGGGUGGGGUGUGAACUCUCUACUAAUGAGAAAUAAUAGCUCCGUCUGCAAGGGGGAGAAGGGGAGGUUGCACGACACGAUUUGACGCCGAUCCAGGUCACAUUUCAACCUUUGGCAUUGCAGCAAGGGAUGCGACCCAGGAGGAGAAAGGUUCUCCAUGGCUACUACUAGCCAAGAGGGCUAAGUUGCACAUCCAGUGUUGGAGGCAGGAUGCUCUGCCAUCGAACAUCAGUUUUGGGGAAUCACACGUGGGGAGAGCAAGGGUGCAGUCUGGUCCUACUUAAGGGUUUUGCACAGGCAUCUGGUUAGUACAGUGGUAAUAAUAAUAAUAAUAAUAAUAAUAAUAAUAAUAAUUUAUUUAUACCCUGCCCAUCUGGCUGGGUCCCCCCAGCCACUCUGGGAGGCUUCCAACAAAACACUAAAAUACAAUAACCUAUUAAACAUUAAAAGCUUCCCUAAACAGGGCUGCCUUUAGAAGUCUUCUAAAAGUUUGGUAGUUAUUUUUCUCCUUGACAUCUGGUGGGAGGGCGUUCCACAGGGCAGGCGCCACUACCGAGAAGGCCCACUGCCUGGUUCCCUGUAACUUGGCUUUUCGCAGCGAGGGAGCCGCCAGAAGGCCCUCGGCGCUGGACCUCAGUGUCUGGGCAGAACGACGGAGGUGGUGCCUCAGGUUAAGUACUUAAUUCGUUCUGGAGGUCUGUUCUUAACCUGAAACGGUUCUUAACCCGAAGCACAACUUUAGCUAAUGGGGCCUCCUACUGCUGCUGCACCGCCACUGCACGAUUUCUGUUCUCAUCCUGAAGCAAAGUUCUUAACCCGAGGUAAUAUUUCUGGGUUAGCGGAGUCUGGAACCUGUACCACUGUAGAUAGAUGGCUGGGUAGUUUGCAAUAGACCAGGGUGGGUUUCUGACACCCCACUGUUCAGCAACAGUAGCAACAAAAUAACUCUCCCCACCCAAAUUAGGCUGCUGAAAUGAAGAAAGCCAAACAGGAGAGAACUUUUGUAUGAAGAGUCUGUGGGCAAAAUUCAGCUUUGGUACUGAGAAUUCAUUCCUAGGCUCAGAAUGUGCUCAGAGAUAGCCCUGUUCUUUAAUUCUAAGGAUGUGUUAGAAUUAUAUAUUCUAGUAGCUCUGGUUGAUGGAUGCAGUUCUAGUUUAAAAAAAGUCUGGAUUCUCUUUUCUUUCAGCCACUGAAUAGAAAAUGGAGGAGACUUUUCAGAAGGAAAGUCCUGAACAGGUGAAACUCCAUAAGGCAGCAGCAGAAAUAGCCCCGUGGAGUUGUUCCCAAGUAGAUGAUGAUUCUGAAAAUCAACAGGGGCCAGAAACACAAACGAACAAGUGCUCUGAAUCAGAAAGGCCGAAGUGUGUCUCUUCCCAAGGAGACUCCAAGGAAGCAAGGAAGCUGCCUGUUCAACAAAGAAAUCGGAUGUCAAAGAAACAGCACCCUUGCCCUGAUUGCGGGAAAGUCUUCAACAGGACCUCGGCCCUCAAUGCGCAUCAGAGAGUCCACACGGGGGAGAAGCCCUACAAGUGUGCAGAGUGUGGGAAGAGCUUCAGUAAGAGUUCGCACCUCAUUGCUCAUCAGAGAAUCCACACAGGCGAAAGGCCGUACACCUGUAUGACUUGUGGGAAAAGCUUCAACCACUCCUCACAUGUCAUUACCCACCAGAGAACCCACACAGGGGAGAAACUCUAUAAAUGCCUCGAGUGUGGGAAAAACUUCCGGUACAGCUCCGAUCUCAUCAGGCACCAGAUUGAGCAUGCGGGAGAAAAACCUUACCAGUGCUCCGACUGUGGGAAGUGCUUCAACCGGAGCUCAAACCUCCUCAUUCACCAGAGAAUACACACGGGCGAGAAACCCUACCAGUGCCUCGAGUGCGGGAGGAGCUUCAGCUACAGCUCCGUCCUCAUCAAGCACCAAAAAGUACACACCUCCGAGAAGCCUUAUAAAUGUCCUGACUGUGGGGAAGGUUUUCACGUGAACGCAAGUCUUCUCACACACCAGAGAGUUCACACAGGAGAGAAACACUACUCGUGCUCGCAGUGUGGGAAAAGUUUCCGAUGGAUCUCGCACCUUGCCAGGCAUCAGAAGAUCCACACGGCAGCGAAAGCUGUUUAACGCUCGAAAUACUGGGAAAUCAUCCGUGUGUGCUCAGAUCUUAAGUUGGAGUAUACUUUUGUUUAGUGUAUUCUUACAUUAUCAUUCCUUUGAUCUCUUGUCUAAUUUUACAGUGUAAGACACUUUGGGGAAGGAAUUUUUCCAUAUUAUUCUUUUGUAUUUGUUUGUUUGUGUGUGUGCACACACACACACAUAUGAAAAUAUCACUGUAUCAGUAAUAAAACACUUAAAUCCAACAGCUGACUUUUGAUGGCUCAAGAUAAGCCGGG
Messenger RNA from Podarcis lilfordi (Lilford's wall lizard), 2673 nucleotides. The record is from the annotation of a GenBank genome assembly. Lineage: Eukaryota; Metazoa; Chordata; Lepidosauria; Squamata; Lacertidae.